GCAUCUCUCUCUGAAUUUAUUUAAUUUUAUGUCGUUCUUGUUAUUAAUAAAAUGAUUCCAUCGCUUGUUAUAGGCAAAAUGUCAUACAAAACUAAAAAGCGAAAAGAUGUCGAGGAGCGCAAAGUGAACAAUGACGAGCAAGACAAUUUUUUUACCGCUGAGAUGAAAGAGGAGAUGGAAGUAAUGUGGGAGAUACCACAAAUUUUCCAUUUCCUCUACUUAACAAAGGAAUCUCUUAGUAUACCUCAAUUAUCUUUGUAUGAAAUGGAAAGGAUGCUGAUGAUACCGAGAGCUUCUAAACAAUUAGCAAACAUUAUGACGUGUCUGCUGAGUUCUCCGAUAACCAAAACGAAGCUACAUAAGGUGCCACCGAUGCCGUAUGAAUUUUGGACUAAUAUUCUCGCGUAUAAAAUAUCAAGCUGGUUCAAAAUUUAUCGUGCGAAGCAUGAAGACGCAACUAAAGUUCUAGAAACUAUUGGCGUUGAACCAGAAUUUUGGAAUGUUUUUCCCGAAACUUCGAUGCUCGAUGGCAAAGACUUUGAAGAUCUUAGCUUCAAGCAAAGGGUCUGGUUGCUGAAAACUGUCUGUGAUACAAUCAUGCAUACUAGAAAAACAGUUCAAGAAGAUAUGGUGAAUCAACCAUGGCAGGAUCAGUUUGAAACAGUUUUAGGAAUAGAUCGUAAUGGAGCGAGAUACAUUUACUUUCCUCAAUUUAUGCCAAACGAUUUCAGAAUUUACAGGCAUUCUCUGGACAAUAAGAUCUUGUCGACUGUUAAGCCUGCCAGACAAAAGCAAGAGAAGGAAAGAAGCAAAUUCAUUAGAUACAAAAAGAGAAAAUUACAAAUACAGAAUAACUUAUCCAAUCACAGGCUUGAAAAUAGAAACGAUGAUAAAGAUCUUAGUAAUAACGAUAGCACCACAGGUUCGUUUGUCAGUGAGGAUACGAAUUUGAGUAGUAUCAGUACGUGCAGUAAUAAUAACAACAACCUGGACACUGUAAAUAGGAAGCGUCGCAGGAGUUUGUCGAAACUAUCCGAGGAAAGUUCAAACGCGAGAUCCAGCGGUUACGAUACCCAUAAUUCCAGCGAUACCAAAUCUGUCGACGAUGAGUCAUCGCCGAUGUUUAAAGGUUUCACUAAUACUCAAAAUGACAAUUGCAGUAUAGGAAUAAUUAAUGAAAUGUUACAUGAUUUGAAAACUGAAAUUGACGAAGAAAAAAAUGUGAAUGAAUGUGAAAGCAGUAAUAAAUUAAUAUCACAAGAAAACUUAGCGGAAUUGUACAAAAAUACUACAGUAACCUGUAGUGAAACUUUUGACGAAAAGAAUGAGAACGAGAAAUCAGGUGAUAACUUAUCUAAUAGUUCAAAAACAGACGACGAGAAAUUGAAUGAAAUAAUUAAUGCUGAAAGUUCCAAAUUACUUGAAGAUGUAUGUUCCAAAAAUAUUUCCGCCAGUGACAAUGUAAGUGAUAUUUCAAUGUUGACGUCUCUUUCGGAUGACGAGAAACUGAGUGAAACGAAAACUAGUGAUAAUAAUGUUAGCACAAGUGAAAACAAUUUAAAUAAAAAAAGAACUUUUAAUGAGUUUUAUUCAUCUUCUUCUAUCAAUAGUACAUCAUUAAGUAAAAAAGUGACUAGACAAUAUCUUAAUAAAACACCACCAGUGAUAGAAGCAGAAUCAAAUGAUUCAAUAAAAAAAAAUAAUUUGAGAAAAGGAAUGAAACUACGAUCUCGAAAUGUAAUAAAGCAGUGCAAUAAAAAACAUACAACUCAAAUAACAGGAGAUGAGAUAAACGAAAAACAGAAAGCAGAAGACGAUCAAAUAAAUGAGACAGAUGAAGAAACUUUAAGUGAGCGAUUACAAGCAAACAUAGAAUACGAUUUGGACAAUGACACAAACAAUAUUGAUAUUGAUUACAAUUUACGAAGAUCUAGGAAUCCAAAGACAGAUGAAUGCAAGCAACGUUUCGACAAGAUGUUGUCUGAUCUUAACGUUUCUGAUUUUUAUCUUUUAGUCGACAGUGUGGAAGAAUUACGGGACCUCAUUGCCAGUUUUUCAGAAAAUGAUUUGAAAAGCAAUAAUUCCGAUAACGCGGAAAUUAUUCCUUUGUGUGAAGUAAAAUUGGUAAAGCAGUUGACUGAAUUAUUAAGUUCUGUGGAACCAGUAGAGACAACUCUAAAGGAUGCAAUGCGAAAAGCGAAGGCAAAACUUCAAAGGGAAUGGACUAAUUUUAAAGAAGGCAGUGUGGAGGAUCAGGACUCAUCCGGUGAGAGUGGUCUCAGCUCUAAUUGGUGGGUUCUUGGGACGCAGGGCAGGGAUCCACUCUCAACUCCCGGAGACGCAACGUUACAAACGUUAUCGCAAUCUGCCGUAUCCCCACUUGGCACCAAAAAUACACAAAAACAAUCACGACAAGUCGAGAACGAAAACGAAAGUACGGUCAAAAAUUCUAAACAAAGUCACCACGAGAGCCGAGAGCCGAGUGACGAAUGGCAAAACAGAAAUGAUACUAAACAUUCGAAGAUUGAGGCAGAAUCAAGAAGAAACGAAGCUGUGGAGAAAGAAAAGAAACUGGAAGUCAAACAAGACGGAGAAAACGAGAACGUCUCAAACGACGAAGAUGCAGAGCAGGAAACACAAUACAGUAGGCGAGUGUUACGAGCGCGCGGCGUCUCUUCAUACACAGAACAGCUUUAUUCAGAUGACGACAGCAAUGAGGACGAGUUGGAGGAAUGGACCGACGUUGAGGCAGUGUACGCGGCUCCCGGCACACAGACCAAUACAUCCGCUUCUCACGUUAAUUCGAAAGAACGAAACGCUGAUAACAGGUCGGACGAGGAGGACUCAGACCAAGAUUGGAUUCUACCAAGCUCUCGCAAAAGGAAAAAUAAACGUUCGUCUACCAAUCGAAGAUUAAAAUCGUUUGAACAUAAAGUACAAAACAUUAAGGAAAAUACGUCUCAGAUUAAUGCGGCAUCUGAUGUUUCUCAUCCUAAUGUGAAAAUUAUCAAAGAUAAAUUGAAGGAUAAACUCAAAGAUAACAAGCCUGAAAAUGCAGUUGCCCCACAAAUCCUUCAUAAUAUUAACAAAAAUAAAAGAGAAGUUUCUUCCAUGGACACAAUUUGUAAGAUUGAAUCUGUCAAGAGUGUACAUUCGGAACUUGACAUUAAGGAUGAGGGUCCAGUGUAUGAGUCUAAUCCAGACGCCACAAGCCAGCAAUAUGAACAAAGUAAUUACGAACCCGCGAAUUCGCAACAGAAAUAUUAUUACAUGGUGCCACAGAAUUCUGGAGUGGUGCCCCAGGGAGCGAUUAUCCAGGGAGCCGUAUCGCAAGCUCCGCAAGCGACUUACUACAUGCAGCAGCCUUACGUAAUACAAGCUCCACAGGGCAAAUAUGUACCCCUUCAGCAACAACAGUUUGUUUAUCAACAGCAAAAUCCACAGAUGCUAUCUCAAACGUACUUCAACAAUACGAAUUACGUGUCUUAUGUAGCGGUUGCAACACAGCCUCAAACAGAGUAUGUGGUUGCACCAAUGACAAAUCAGCCAAACUUGCAAAAUCCGAUUCAAUGUGCUCCGAGACAAAAUAAGCACAUCCAAAAUAACAAACAACUGGCACCUCGACCACAGAACUCACAGAUCGGUACAGUGAUAAGAAGCGUUGGCACACCUAGCAGAGGUCAAAGACCUACCCAUUCGAGAAACAUCCCUUUGAGACAAAAACAGAAAACAUCACAGACAUCUAGCACGGAAAACAGUAGUCAGAAGGUCACAUCUCUAAUUAUGCUCAGUGAUAGCGAUGACGAGAUAGAAAUGAUCAUAAUGGAAAAGCCUACCAAUUCCACAGAGAAAACAACUCCAACCAGUGCUAGAUCAUCGGAGAUUCAAGGAAUUGCUAAUCAAUCUAGACAGAAACCUACAAUCACUUCGGACAUCACUGUCCCUUCGACAAAGGGCAUUCUCUCACCGCAAAUCAUUCAGCGAAUGAGCCAGGGCGGUAUAUCCAUCACACCAGUGAAAAACAAUCCGCCGCCAACGACGAAUGCCAACACACAGCUGGUGGUGGUCGUAAACGAGACCGGAAGUCACUAUGCCUUGGCACUACCUAAUGGCAGCAAACUCAUACUCACUCCAGAACAAGUGGCACAGAUUAGAGCUUCAAACGGAGGAAAACUAAUUUUGUAGAGCGUGUAAUACUAUGAUUAUCCCUAUAUUACAUAAACCACGUGCGUCUUUGUUCUGUUUCUUAAUUUUUCAU
This is a messenger RNA of Cyphomyrmex costatus, 4258 nucleotides long. RefSeq lists its product as uncharacterized. The transcript is spliced from 10 exons. The record is from RefSeq and is a predicted model, not a curated record. Bases 52 to 4185 code for a protein of 1377 amino acids. NCBI's taxonomy places the organism in Eukaryota, Metazoa, Arthropoda, Insecta, Hymenoptera, Formicidae.